AUGACGUCUGUCGCUGUGAUACUGGGACUGCUGGUCUGCAUAGAGGCACCAGGCUCCAGUGCUGUGACUCCUGUAUUUGCACAGAGGGGAGAGAACGUACACCUGGAGAUCACAGAGGCUGAUAAUCUACAAGAGGCAGACAGUGGAGUUUAUACUGCACGAGCGAUAGGUGCUCAAGGAGAUAAAAUACUAGCUGGAUACAGCGUCACAGUUCAAGAUCCAGUGUCUCCAGUUGCCCUGACAGUAGACUCUGUGUCCAGCAGCUCAGACUCCUGUAGCCUCACUGUGACCUGCAGCACACAGGACUCACAUCACAUCAACAGCACCUUUACAUGUGACACCAACACCUGCAGUCAGGAGGGAGGAGAGAGGUCAAAGGUCACAACCUCUGGUGCUUCUCUCCAUGUCCAACUGCUGAAUGAUUCAAUCAUCUGUAACCAUAGCAACCAGGUCAGCUGGGAAAAGGACAGUAAAUUGACUGAAUAUUUGUGUGCUGGACACAAACGUCCAGAGGCUGGUAUCUCUCUCUGCCUGGUGAAGACAGUCGUGUUCUCUGUCGGUCUGGUCAUCAUGGUGUCUGCUGUCAUCAGUGUCCAUCUCAUGGAGAAGCUCAAGAGGCACAAAUAAUCAAACAGUUCUCUACUGAUCAACUUCACAUGUGUCUCACAGUCUUAUCUAAAUGUAAAGUUAAAGGUGGCCUGUGUGGUCUUUGACCACUGGGAGCACUUUUCUUUUUUCUAGGUGGGUCCUUCUCUUGUAUUAUGCAUGUGCACAAGAAAUGUAGCAAAGCACCGACAAAGUGAAGGAGGGAGAAGACUGCAGACAUAGAUGUAAACAAUUCAGGGUUUUAUUUUAUCAGCUUUGAAAAUGCAUGCAAAGCUUUUCUCAGGUGUCAAAGAUACUCACAAUAUGUAAAUGUUGUUUCUCUGCAAUUUUCUUUCUUAAUAUUUAAUACAAAUGCAAAUUACUCUUGAUUGUUCAUUGAUUAUACCUAAUACUGUUAAAAAUGUUAGUGGGGUUGUUUUCUUGAAAAAAUAACAAAAAAUAUAACUUCAAAUAAUACACUAUAUGUCACACUGCAUGAAGUCAUAUUUACAACAUUCUUAAAAAGAUUGCACUUACAUCUGUUUUGUAAAUUCCAUGUUCUUUAGACCAAAUAAUUGAUAGUUUUUUAAACCAUGUUUUAAUGUCUGGGUAAACUAAGUAAAGCAGUUUCUUAUAUUUGCAACAUUACAUUUAUUAAAUCUAUAAGCCUCUCUCA
Molecule: messenger RNA, 1261 nt
Organism: Seriola dumerili (greater amberjack)
Lineage: Eukaryota; Metazoa; Chordata; Actinopteri; Carangiformes; Carangidae
Exons: 5
Coding region: 1-627 (208 amino acids)
Source: RefSeq, a predicted model, not a curated record